Molecule: messenger RNA, 1581 nt
Organism: Mesorhabditis spiculigera
Lineage: Eukaryota; Metazoa; Nematoda; Chromadorea; Rhabditida; Rhabditidae
Source: the annotation of a GenBank genome assembly
AUGGACAUUGGCGAAUCAUCAAGCAAAGAAAGCCAAGAGUUGGCUACAAACUUGUCAGCGACAAGCACAUCGGCGCAGCUCGGGCUAACGGAGCUUCAAAAAGCCUUAACCUCAGGGACGGUUUCGGAAACCAUCAAUAUCCCAGCAACGGUAGAAAGCUCUGAUGCGACACCGGUAACACUCGUACCCGUAAUCGAACCUCCACCUGCAGAAACAUAUCAGUACAUGUUUUGGAAUGUCAACACUGCUCCCUUUGAGAAAAAAACCUUGCCAAUAGCACAGAAGAUAGUCAAGCUGAUGAUGAAAUUUGUCGUCGAUUACUGCUUUAUCCUUGAAGCACAUUUGCUCUAUGAGCGUCCAUCUGAGCCCGAUCAUCAACAUCUUUGCUUUUUCGAGGAAAAAAUCCAGAAACUGUGGACUGACGCAAACGGACCACGCCUACAAGUCAGGCACGUCAACUCUGACCAGGGUCCUACCACAUAUCAUUAUGACGGUCGCGACAAGCCGAAAAAAGUGAAAAUGUUGUUGAUCUAUCAAAAAGGGUUGCCGGAGCCCAUGCUAAAGUACGAUGUUUUUCCCAUGAUGCAUACCAAAGAGCAAGAUAGGGGAGAUCGGGUGCUGACCGUGGAAAUUGGUUCGACUACUUUUCUUUUCAUGCAUCGGCAGACGAAUAGCAUGACCUGCACGACGUUGGAAGAAAAGAGUCCGAGGAGGGCUAUAAAACCGGAGUUCGUAGAAUGGUUCAAAGAUCCUGACGAAGGCCCGAACGAUUCACAGAACCUCAUCAUUUUUGGGGACCUGAACCUGCCAGGUAUGGAUUGGCAUAAACUCAAAGCUAAGCCUUGUAUCUCAAAUCCUAAUAUUACAAAUGACUGCGGUACCUUUUUCCAUGAGAAUGGAUUUAGCGCGGAAUGGGUACGAGAGGUGACGCGCUUUCAAAAAGAAGAUCUUAAAUGGGAAUUUAAUCGCUAUGUUAAGUAUUCACGGGCAUAUACAAGGCUGGACGCUAUUUUAACCAAAAACGGAGGCGUACGACUCGCAGGGAAAGCAAAAGUGGAAUGGGUGAAGCGCUCUGACGCACCGGAAGAUUAUCUCAGCGAUCACGCCGCCAUUCUUUUCAACCUGAUUGAAAAGGAAGAACAAAAAUUGAACAUUGAAGUGACCCCGAAGUAUGCUAUCUUCCUCAACGGGCCUUUUGAUCCGGAGGAAAUCGUGACUAAAAAAAUCGAUAGCCAUGGCGAUCCCGUAAUUUUUUCCGAGGAAUGCAUCUUGCACAAAGUGCCGCGAGCCAUUUUUGUCAAUCUAAAAAUCAUUAAUCAAGGGGAUUCCUUCGAAUUCUCCCUGAAAUGCUCUUCGCCCAAAGUGACCGUAGAUUCCGGUGCGCAAACCUUGGAAGUCGAAAGCGGCAAAACAAUCAACUUGCAACUCAAGUUCACGGUUCCAAAUCCAGAAGACGUAAAGGGAAUCAACCACCUUGAACCCGACGGCGCUCAGUGGCUUAUACUGACGCAUAAAACAUCGAAGGAGCAGUACCAUUGGCAAAUCCUGUUUAACGACGAAACCGAAGUAUCGUUGGCGUUU